Messenger RNA from Haliotis rufescens (red abalone), 3945 nucleotides. Its product is annotated as DNA-binding protein P3A2-like. The transcript is spliced from 9 exons. Gene Ontology annotation, biological process: regulation of transcription by RNA polymerase II. The record is from RefSeq and is a predicted model, not a curated record. The coding region runs from base 719 to 2125 and encodes 468 amino acids. Gene Ontology annotation, cellular component: nucleus. Gene Ontology annotation, molecular function: RNA polymerase II cis-regulatory region sequence-specific DNA binding; DNA-binding transcription factor activity, RNA polymerase II-specific. NCBI's taxonomy places the organism in Eukaryota, Metazoa, Mollusca, Gastropoda, Lepetellida, Haliotidae.
UGAAAACAAGAUGUCUGCCAGAAGAUUGCAGAGAUUUGUCGUCAACUCCUAGCUGUGUUUUGCGUUUGGAACUUUGCCUACCUCGAUGAGUGGCGAUGAAAUGAAAUUUCUAACGGAAGUUCUGUAAAUAAAUUCCAUUGGACCCAUUAAAAUGUAUUGAAUAAAUAAUAUCCGAACGAGUAUACCGUCCUCCGACAAGUGCACGAUAUGUGUAACUCAUGACUGGAAAGAAUGUCUAAUACCCUCCGCGCAGGCUCAAGCGCAGUCGCAAAGCUCGGCAAUAUUUCGACUCCCGCUUGCGCACAGAGAUGUGCGCUGCUGGACGGCCGAAUGCAGACGACACGUUUGAUGCCUAUAAACGUACCCCCAUAUUCAAAAAAUAAUCUCCCAUUUCGAAACCCCCAAACCCGUGUUCCUUCAGGCUUCAUGUCGGCCAUUAUCAUAAUGUAGAUCAAAGGCCCUGGCAACCAUAAUGGUCAAAAAUACUUCACUUGUUUCUGAUCGGCUUCUACUGACGUUGUAAUACAAGUUAAAUGUUAAUUUUUACCACAAAAAUAUGUCCACAACUCCUCAGCAAUACUAAGUUUGCCGGUCCGUACCACUCUUAUGAAAAACCCAACUUGUUGAAAAACUCAAAUGUUUGCACAAAUUGCAGUGAAGAAAGUCAUAGUAACCUGCAUCAUUCCACGACCAUUCCUGUUUAACCGUAUCUGACAGUAUGAAUCACGCCGGCAUGUCAUCUACAGUGCAUGGUACUAUAGCAGGAAAUGUGACCAUGACUUCUCAGAUCAAUGCUAUGAUGGAAGAUGACUUGAGUGAGCCUAGCUCCCCUGAGAGUGGUUUUGAUACAUCCGACUUCCUCCAAGGGACAGUGACUGAUGAUGUGACUGCCCAGCUUGCAGCUGCUGGGCCUGUUGGGAUUGCUGCUGCUGCUGCAAUAGCCACUGGCAAGAAGAAGGGGCAUCCACAUCAGUUUGAAACAAACCCCUCCAGGCGCAAGCGUCAACAGACAAGGCUGCUCAGGAAACUGAAGAGCACCAUAGAAGAAUACACAACCCGUGUUGGGCAGCAGGCCGUUGUCUUGUGUUGUACACCAGGCAAACCAAGUCAGACAGGAUCGUCUUUCAAAGUGUUUGGCUCUCAGCCCUUGGAGAGUGUGAUCCGGAACUGUCGGGGGAUGGUGAUCCAGGAGCUGGAGACCUCCCUGCAGGACCAGGCUCCUCAGUCACAGUGUGACAACUCCCACCUCCACGAGCUGCCUCUGCUCGUCAUCGAUGGCAUCCCGACACAGGUCGACAAGAUGACACAAGCACAGUUGCGCAACUUCAUCCCUGAGAUGUUGAAGUACUCAACUGGCCGCAGUAAGCCUGGCUGGGGAAAGCCGGAGUGUAGGCCUGUAUGGUGGCCUAGUGACCUCCCCUGGGCGAACGUUAGGAGUGAUGCACGUAGUGAUGAAGAAAAGAAAAGGGUUUCCUGGACUGAAGCUCUCCGUACAAUUGUGAAAAAUUGUUACAAACACCAUGGUCGUGAAGACUUGCUUCAUGUGUUCAAUGAUGAUGGCACGUCCCAGGCACAGGCCCAGAACCACACUGCCUCACACUACCAGGGGACUAUGGUACAGACUAUCAACAACCCAGAUGGAACUGUAUCUAUCAUCCACAUCGACACUGGACCCACAGGCAACUCAGUUGUCACUCUGCCUGAUGGAACUCAAGCCACAGUUGUACAUGCAGUUACUGCACAGCAACUGCAUGACAACCACCAGCAGGAAGCAACUCAAGCAGUGCAAACCCUAGCAGAAGUUGCGGCCAAUCACCAGGAGGUUGGUCAACUAGUCACCCCUGUCAGCGUGGAGAUGGCAGAUAACACAGCCACUGUCACUACACUUACUGGCGCCUCAAUCAACUCAAGUGGACAGAUUAUAUUCACAGGAGAUGGUUCUCUAGGAGGCAUUGUGACCAUACCAGCAUCCGUGUAUCAUACAGUAGCCUCCAGCAUGGGUACUAUAGGAGAUAACCCCAAUGUGCAGAUUGCCAUGGCUCCCCUGACCCAGCUAAAGACAGAGGUGCCCGACGCAACACAGGCUGUGGAAGUGACAUCAAUCGACCAGGGACAAACCUCAUGACAUCAAUUUGUGUGAUGUAGUCACAUUUGCACCCCACUGAUAGGACACAUCUCUUUGCUAGCUUGUUCUACCCAUGAAACUCCACUUCACGCACAUGCACAUGAAUGAUAGCACUAUACAUUGUGAUACAAGACUCAAGAAACAGUAGACAAUAUUUGACUUUGCCUAUUGCAUUUUUUUGAAGCGGUCAACCUGUCUGUACAUAUGCUACUAAUUUGAUGUCCAUUACUUAUAAGCCAAUUCUAUUAAAACUGGCAAGUUAUAUAAGAUCAUGUAUGGAAAUGUUCCACUGACAUAUUUUCUUCAUUGUAUCUAAUUCCUGUGUCCAAUUACAUCUCUGUAUCACUGCCGUGAUUUAUGAGAAUAAACAUCAUGCAUGCACUAAAAUAUAUAGAUACUUUCCUUCAGUUGCAUCAUACAGCAGACUUGACCAUGCUCUUCCAAAGCUUUGGUUUUGAAUAAUUUACCACUGUAUCUUGUCAUGUGACAUAUUGAACACUUGCAGCCCUUACUUAACAAAACCCCAGAAAUCCUAGUCUUCAUAGUUCUACAGAAGAUGAAGCUGUACAUAGUUUGCUGCAACUGUCUUCUAGUCCCCUGCUAUUAGUGCUCUGUAGCUGUGAUGUACGCUCAUGUGAAAAUGUGAUACAUUCACAAUCCUCAGGCAUAUUUCAUAAAAGUAGUCAAUGAGAAUUGACUCGUGGUAAAAUAUUCUCUUUGAAUGUAAAAUUGGACAAAUUAUGUUCUGUAAAAACAUUAUCUUUUGUAAUAUUGUUUCCUCAUGGAGCUGAAUGAUUACUACUACUCACCAGUACAUACACAAACAGUAUUUGAUUAUUACCUCAAAUAUUCAUUGAUAAUACCAGUUUUAGAUACCUGCAGUGAUUCCUGGGAACCUUGCCACAAAGUCGUCUAAAGGGCUUUGACAAUCAUAACUCAAUGUUAAAAAAUAGGAGUUGUGAUAGAUCAGUUUGUGAUUGGAGCCUAGGAUUUACUUGCACAAACUGGUCACAUAAAGGCUUGGGCUACUUUAAGUCCAUGAUUGUGUAUAGGAGUAUAGUUAAACCGCCUUGAUCACUCAAGUCUUUGCAAAAUUGUAGACAUAUCAAUCCAGUGAUGGAGUGGGGCAUUCUUUUUGGGUCUUCAUUUUCUAUUUUUUUGCUUUUUCAUUGAAUCCAGUGGACACAAGCUGAUGGUUGUUGGGUAGGUAGGAAAGUAGAUUUUAUGACAAAAGUUGCAAGUCUUUUUGCCACACCUCUUUUAACAUUUAACAUGUUUAAUUUCACUUGUUUUACCAAUGGUUUAGGUGUAUUGUCAGUAUCUUGAUGUGAUGUAAGCCAUUUGCUUAUAAAAAUAUGUUGGUAUAAUAUAUGAAUAAUAAUUUCGGAGAAUACAUCCAUCAGCAGUGUUUCUUCUUUGAUAUGUAGUUUUAGCCAGGAAGCAUGUAGUGAUGUCUCAGGCUGUAGGUUAGAAAACUGGAAUUAUUGACAAUUUCCGAAAUGAAAUAUAAAUGAAUUGAGCAAAUGUUUAUAUAUAGUAGUAUAUCUUAAAUGCAUGUGUUUUUGUUUGUAUUGUUCUUAUGUUCAUCAUUUGUGCCAAAGGCGUGGUAGAUGUUUGUAUAUAUUUGUACAAUACUAGCAGUGUAAAUACCAUUGUUAUUAUCAAUGACAAAAUUAAUUUAUUGUGCUGAAUCUCAGUUACAUGUAUUGUCUAAAACCUAAGCACUUAUUGUCACCUCUGUAUUUGUUUCAUCCAGAUGUCUUUAUCCUAUGUUUGGAAUAAGUCUUUAUUCUAAAUAAACUGUUUUACUAUUACUGUUA